Messenger RNA from Strongylus vulgaris, 273 nucleotides. Lineage: Eukaryota; Metazoa; Nematoda; Chromadorea; Rhabditida; Strongylidae. The record is from the annotation of a GenBank genome assembly.
GAUAAUUACCUUGUGAUGAGCAUCUUAGCUUCACAAUACCGCAUGCUUACUGUACUCCGGGAAGUUGAGUCGUUUCUAAUAGUAGCGAAAAUGCCUUUGAUACGUAAGUUGGAAUUCGCUGUCGAACUUCGAAUGGCUAGGUUAUACGAUAUGACGAUGAGAGAGAUCGGCCCGAAUGCUGUAGAGGAGGGAUCAACAAAAUCACAUUUACUCAAAAUCAUUUCUGGAAUAUAUAUUGAUGAUGCACCAAAAAAAAAACAACGAGCUGCUUAA